AGCGGAAGUGGCCCAGGCAUCCGGCGGAAGUGCCCGUUGUCCGGGGAGACGCGGCGCGGCGGAGGCGACCGGGGCCGGGACUGCGCCAAGGAUGUGGCGGAUGCUGCUGGCGCUGGCCUGGCUCGGUAGGGCCCUGUCUUCAGGGGCUGCGGCGGCGGAGCAGAGCGGCGGCGGGCAGCCCCUCUGGGACGGGAACGGGGCCGAGGCCGGCUCGGUGCAGGGCGGCGGCUCGGCGGUGCGAUACCGGACGGCGGAGAUGGCGGACGCGGCGCUGGGCAGCGGGCUCCCCGCGCAGCAGGCUCCGGUGCUCUCGGUGGUGCCGGGGGAGGCGAGGGACGGCCGGGCCUCUGCUGCCGCCGCCGCGGAAAGUUGCGAGGCGGCGGCGGGAGGCGAUGCGUGCGGGGCGGGGAGCGGCCCGGGCCGGGAGCAGGCCGGGCUGGAGACGGUGCUGCCCGCGCCCGCCGAGGAGCCGAACGGUACCGACAGCGCCAAAGCCCCCAAAGUGAACUGCGAGGAGAGAAAUAUCACCGGCAUCGACCGCUUCACGCUGCAGAUCCUGAACGUGUCUCAGGACCUGAUGGAGUUCUUAAACCCAAACAGCAGUGACUGUACGUUAGUAUUGUUCUACACGCCGUGGUGCCGCUUUUCGGCCAGUCUGGCACCUCAUUUUAAUUCUCUACCUCGAGCGUUUCCAACUCUUCGCUUCCUGGCGUUGGAUGCAUCUCAGCACAGCAGUUUAUCAACUAGAUUUGGAACUGUGGCCGUACCCAAUAUCCUCCUUUUCCAAGGUGCUAAACCUAUGGCUAGAUUUAAUCAUACAGACAGAACACUGGAAACACUGAAAGACUUCAUUUUUAACCAAACAGGUAUCGAAGCUAAAAGCGACGUGGCUGUGACCGAGGAAGACUGGGAAGGCCCCCUGCCCAGCGUUCUGACAAAAGGCAUAGACUGGCUGCUUCUCUUUUCUUUGCUCUUCCUGGCUAGCUUUGUCAUGUACGCUACCGUCCGAACGGAGAGCAUUCGGUGGCUGAUCCCUGGACAGGAGCACGAACAUCAGGAAUAAUCUGGGAUGCUGAAAUAGGGACAGAAUUUCCUGCUUAUUGGUAAAGCGGGAAUUUGUAUGGACUAGAAAUACAUAAGAAUGAACUGUUGAAUUCUUCGGUUGUAAUUUAUAAUAUUGACUAAAAAUCUGCUUUAUUUAUCAACUACGGCAUCUGUAAAAAGCAAAUUUGUGGCAAUUAAUGUGGUAAAUAAACAAAUAUGAAAAAACAGGAACUAAAAAAGUAUUUCUUAAGCUGCUCUGAUCGGCUUAUUUUUCAUGGACUUUAAUGUAAAUAGGUGAUAACAGUCCUACUUUGCUCUCCUGAAGAGGUCCCUGAGCUUCGUAAAUUGAAUAAGAUUUUUACAGCACAUUGGCCUGUAUGCGUGGCACAGGAGCAGAGUUGCUUCUGCUCUGGUGGAAUCUGAGGAUCUUUUACAGAUCCUACAGACGUAGGAACUAAAGACUGUGCGUGGACGAUGUGGUAGGCGCUAUGUAAUUAGGAUGCGUUAGCCCACAGAGAUCGUGCUCAGGUUUUGGCUCAUGUGUUCCUGAAAUAGAACAUGUUAAAGGAAAACGCUGGUGAAUGUGAUGUUGCUAAAUUAGUUUGACCGUCCGUAAAAUGAAUUACGAAGAAAAAGAUGUUUUAUAAUAAGGUGCUUCAAAUUAGUUAUUCCACUGUAUGCCAGCAGUGACAAUUCAGAAGUAUGUUAUACAGCUCUCGACGGGUGACUGUUUCCCACCUCAGUGCUGGGGUUUGCUGGUUUUCUUGUUCCCUGUGCUCUGAGUUUUGACUUAGUGGCAUAUUUCUUUGUAAGAUUUAGAAUUACUUCCAAAGCUCACCUCAUUGUGUGUGUGAUUACACAACUUAUUUACUGCGUUCGUAUAGAAUUAAAUUGCAUUCAUUGUCAUUCUUUUUGAAAUAAA
Phalacrocorax carbo (great cormorant) is the source of this 1966-nucleotide messenger RNA. NCBI's taxonomy places the organism in Eukaryota, Metazoa, Chordata, Aves, Suliformes, Phalacrocoracidae. The record is from RefSeq and is a predicted model, not a curated record.